Leishmania mexicana MHOM/GT/2001/U1103 is the source of this 1350-nucleotide messenger RNA. RefSeq lists its product as hypothetical. Gene Ontology annotation, biological process: protein processing; positive regulation of catalytic activity. Gene Ontology annotation, cellular component: endoplasmic reticulum; gamma-secretase complex; membrane. NCBI's taxonomy places the organism in Eukaryota, Euglenozoa, Kinetoplastea, Trypanosomatida, Trypanosomatidae. The transcript has a single exon. The record is from RefSeq and is a predicted model, not a curated record. Gene Ontology annotation, molecular function: protein-macromolecule adaptor activity. Bases 1 to 1350 code for a protein of 449 amino acids.
AUGAGCUACGGCACCUUGGCGCUGUGCGCAUGCGUCCUCUACGCCCCCCACGCCGUCCUGUGCGGGCUGGCGCUCCUCUGGCAACCCAUGCUGAUGGUAACGAGCAUCCUCGUUUCCUUUAUUGCCUUUCUGCCACUUGUGAUGACGGGACUGAUAUUUGAGGCGCUGCGCUGGGCAGGUGUUGCGGACGUGACCACGGCCGCGUGGGUGGUGGUAGUUCACUUCAUAGCGCAGAAUGCCUCGCGAGUUGGCACGCUGCACGCGUGCUUGCGUCUGCAGCGACUUGGGUGGCAGCACGGCUUGCUGCUGGUGCGUAGCCGGUUUCCUUUAGUGCCCCUGAGCAUUGCCGUCGGCGCCGGCUUUGCUGCAGCGUCGCUUCUUGUGGGUGGCGGCGCCCUUCUUGCGGAGGCGUUGGAGGUGGGAAGGGGUUUGACUGGCAAUGGGAGAACCUCAUCCAACUCAACUGCGGCUGCGCAAGAGAUUGGCUUUCUCGCCUUCAGUGACAACUGCGCGCGGCUUUCUCGGCUUCUGCAGUCGUGCUUUCAGCAGACAUUCUUUAGCUGCGGCCAGGUAGCGUGGACGGUGAUGAUGGGGCAGGCGUACGCCGCCCUGCGGCCUCAGGAUGUGGCGGAGGACAUGUGGAGAUACACAGCGCGCGCGAAUGGUGCCGACGAAACCGCAACUCUCGGCGUUGUGACAACAACAUGGGCCGAGGAGGGCGGCAGUGCACCUAUGCCCCGGGCACUGAGGGCAGAGGAGUCCGUACGGGAGGACGCCUCUGAGCUCCUGCUGCUGGAUGAGGAAUGCGUGCCGGUUGCCGGAGACGGCGAGCCGGAAACUGCGGUCUACAGCGUGAGACGUGGACACGCAUCUGCCGCUGCUCGGCCGGUGCCGCGCGAGGAGGUGGAGGCAGGCCAGCGCGCGGCCUGCAGUGCUGGUGCGGUGACUGGCAUAGCCCCGUCAGCGGGGCCACCCAUAAGUGAAGCAACGAGAUCGUCCACCGCAGCGGAGCGUCAGGACAUGCCAUCGUCGUCAGCCGACGUGGCUGGGUGGCUUGUGGCGGACUCCGUAUUUGCGCAGCGGCUGCCUGCUGCUGUCCUCACUGGCGCUGCAGCACUGGUCCUCCAUCUGAUGUUUGUACUGCUGCCUGUGGCAGCAAUGGCGGCUGAUUCGGCGCCUGGGCAGAGCAAGGCAACUCCCUCACCAGCCAGUCGCUCGGAAGGGUGCCUCGCUAAAGUAUCUCUGCAGUGCGUCGUGACGAUGGUGUCGGUGUUGUGGGGACUGUGCAUUGUGGAGCUGGAACGCCACCCUUUCACCUACGCGAUUCUCUCAUCAUCGCCAGGCUCGUGA